This is a messenger RNA of Ruditapes philippinarum (Manila clam), 432 nucleotides long. Its product is annotated as cAMP-dependent protein kinase catalytic subunit 1. Lineage: Eukaryota; Metazoa; Mollusca; Bivalvia; Venerida; Veneridae. Gene Ontology annotation, molecular function: cAMP-dependent protein kinase activity; ATP binding. Gene Ontology annotation, biological process: peptidyl-serine phosphorylation. Gene Ontology annotation, cellular component: nucleus; cAMP-dependent protein kinase complex. The record is from RefSeq and is a predicted model, not a curated record.
GAAGCUCUCCUUUACUAUCAAAAUUAUAGUUAUCUCCCUUGGAAGAGUAUUUUACUAAAGGGAUCGUCUGCACAUGAAUAAUAGUUUGAAAUGGGCAAAAAAGACGAAGAAAGUGAAUACGAGAAGAAUUUAGAUCCAUGGUUCAAAGAGUUUCUUGCCAAGGCAAAAGAAGAGUUCACACAGAAAUGGGAUCAUCCAGGACAGAACACUGCAGGCCUGGAUGAUUUUGACAGAAUAAAGACCCUGGGUACUGGUUCCUUUGGGAGAGUAAUGUUGGUGCAACAUAAAGCAAAUAAAGAAUACUAUGCUAUGAAAAUAUUAGACAAACAAAAGGUGGUGAAGUUAAAACAAGUAGAACACACUCUGAAUGAGAAAAGAAUAUUGCAGGCCAUCACAUUUCCAUUUCUUGUUAGUUUAGAAUAUCACUUUAAG